This is a messenger RNA of Mustela erminea (ermine), 1035 nucleotides long. RefSeq names its product Alstrom syndrome protein 1 homolog. The record is from RefSeq and is a predicted model, not a curated record. Lineage: Eukaryota; Metazoa; Chordata; Mammalia; Carnivora; Mustelidae. Gene Ontology annotation, biological process: regulation of centriole replication. Gene Ontology annotation, cellular component: centriole; centrosome; cytosol.
AUGGCAACGGGCGCUCUACGGCGGCCGCGCGGGGCCAGGCUCGGCCGCGUUUGCCGCGCCUCGCGGGAGCCGGAGAGAGAGCCUCGCAGAGACAGGGCUCACCGCGUAGACGCAGGCUGUCCGCGGACACCUCGUUCUCUUCCCCGUCGCCUCUCCACCCUCCACAGACUGCUUCCCUUUCCGCCAAGUCAACAUCACGGGCUCGCUGUCUUCCUAGUGGAUCUGCCUCCCGGGGUGCCUCUCGCCUUCUCUGGUCUGCGGGGUUACCGCCCUCCGGAGCCGGGGGUCCGCGAUGAUGUGACUUCUUGGUCAGAAGAAAAAACAGCAGAGAAAAGACUUCUUGCCAACGAUCUUGGGGACAAAAAGUUAAGGAAGAACAAGCACUGCUUCUGUGAACGAGUUUCAUGGUUUGUUCCCGUGGAAAAUGUGAAGUCUGGUCCUAAGGAAAACCUGCGCCAGCAUCAUGAUCCUAGUAUCUGCUGGUUUGCACCAAUAACCAACACCAAACAGUGGAGGGAACCACUGUGGGAACAGAACUGGCAGGGAUGGCACAUGCACAGCCGUGGGGCACUAGCAGGCCCAGGCAGAGAGCCACCAAUUCUGUUUGUGAGAGCCACUCUACAGGAAUCCCUUCAGUUUCACAGACCUGACUUCAUCUCCCACUCUGGGGAGCGGAUAAAGCGUCUGAAGCUGAGAGUCCAGGAGAGGAAGCUGCAGAAGAUGUUGCAGAGAAAGCGGGAGGCCCUGGUCAACGCUGCGAGAGAACGGCAGGGCCGGGACCCUGCGCACCCGCUUCUGAAAAGAGGCUUCCUGGAUGUCUGAAAGAACAAGCCUAUUGGGAAGAAAGAAAUGAUUCAGAGGUCUAAACGGAUUUAUGAGCCGCUUCCAGAAGUUCAGAGAAAGAGAGACGAGGAGAAGAGGAGAUUGGAAUACAAGUCGGACAGGCUGCGGGCUCAGCUUUUCAAGAAGAAAGUGAACAAUCAACUCUUGGGGAGAAAAGUUCCCCGGAACCGAUAUGAGAUAUCGAGUCCUUAG